Triplophysa rosa is the source of this 2331-nucleotide messenger RNA. It is a transcript of the gene upf3b, whose product is annotated as UPF3B regulator of nonsense mediated mRNA decay. Bases 94 to 1443 code for a protein of 449 amino acids. The transcript is spliced from 10 exons. NCBI's taxonomy places the organism in Eukaryota, Metazoa, Chordata, Actinopteri, Cypriniformes, Nemacheilidae. Gene Ontology annotation, molecular function: mRNA binding. Gene Ontology annotation, cellular component: cytoplasm; nucleolus. The record is from RefSeq and is a predicted model, not a curated record. Gene Ontology annotation, biological process: positive regulation of translation; nuclear-transcribed mRNA catabolic process, nonsense-mediated decay.
GACACCGAGAAACAACUGAGGAAAGUUGGACACUGGAUUUAGCACGACUCAGUUCACGUACAAAGAGAUUGUUGCAAAAGUUAAAAAGGGAUCAUGAAGGAGGACAAAGAAAAUACGCGUCCUAGAGAAAGGAAAGUGGAAAUAAAUUGUGAUGAAAAUGAAAAACAAGAGAAGCCAAAUAAAGAGAAGAAGGAGGCUAUGACAAAGAUUGUUAUCCGACGUCUCCCUCCCAGUCUAACUAAAGAUGAACUAGUGGAGCAACUUCAGCCUCUUCCUGAAGUCGACUACUUGGAGUUUUUCUCUAGCGACACUAGCCUUUUCCCUCAUCUCUUUGCAAGAGCAUAUCUGAAUUUCAAAAAUCAAGAGGACAUAGUUCUCUUCAGAGACCGCUUUGAUGGCUAUGUCUUUAUUGAUAAUCGAGGUCAGGAAUAUCCAGCCAUUGUUGAGUUUGCACCAUUUCAGAAAGUUGCUAAGAAAAGGAACAAAAAAAAGGAUGCCAAAAGUGGAACAAUUGAUGAUGAUGCUGAUUAUAAUAAAUUUUUGGAGAUCUACAAUGGAGAUGAGGAAAAGUUUCCUUCCAACCCUGAGACUUUGCUUGAGGAAAUAGAGGCCAAGACGAAAGAACUCAGUUCUAAAAAAACAACCCCUCUCUUGGACUUCCUUAAGAAUAAACAGAGAAUAAGAGAGGAGAAGAAAGAAGAGAGAAGACGGCGAGAGCUGGAACGCAAACGUUUACGAGAUGAAGAGCGGCGUAAAUGGAGAGAGGAGGACAGAAGAAAGCGAAAAGAGGCUGAGAAAUUGAAAAAAGGGGAAAAGGGAUCUGAAAAAGAUAAGGACCAAUUUAAAGAACAGCCAAAAAUCAAGCUCCUGAGGAAACCAGAGAAGGCAGAAGAGGGUGAAACUGAGAAGUCAAAAGACAAGCCCAAGAAACAAAGAGAAGAUCGAGCUCCCGGAGGAGCAGACGUGAAAAAACGACAGAAUGGUGAACUCAGAGAGGAAAAGGCGGGCAAAUCAGAGGAUGGUGGGCAUAAAGAUUACAGGGACCGUGACGGAGAGAGAGAAAGGAGACAGAAAGAUAAAGAACGCUUCAAAAGACAGGACGAGGAGCGGAGGAGGAGAAGGGAACGACAUGAUGGAGAAAACACAUACAAAAAGAGAGAAGAUGAAGGGAGAAAAGAAAAGGAGCGCGUUUGGGAAAAGAGAAAGCAUGAGAAUGUCAGAGAGUCAACUGGGCAUGUUAAUCUUGAAAAGCCGUCAAAAGAAAACAGAAAGGAUGACAGUGCCAAAAAGGAUCGUCUGAGAAAUAAGGAUCGACCCGCAAUUCAACUGUACCAGCCUGGGGCGAGGAGCCGUAACAGAGGAGGAGGAGGUGGUAGCGGAGGAGAUGGACAGGAGAGGGCUGAUAAAGAGCCGAAAAAUACGCAAGAGAAAGGGGCGGAGUGAGGAAAUGAUGCUGUUCUAGCAUGGCAUGAUUACUAAAGAGAGGAGGGGCUCUGUUCUGAUCAGGGCAAAGUUACAUCUUUAAAACACGGUGCUGCCAUCAUAAGAAUUUCCCCCACUUUAAAAAAACAACUCUCUCGCAAUGACAUGAGAGCACAUAGCCCUCCAGUGCCUGUAUGAGCCCCCCAAAGUUUCUGUUUAUGAGCAAGGCAAGGAGUAAUUCAGUUCCUGAAUGAUGGGUAGAUUUCAGAAGCGGGGCAUAACAAAGAGAGACGCCAAAGUGAUUGGACCAUGAUAUCUUUAAAGUGACCUUACUUUUGGUACACAGCCAGGCUUUUACUUCACACGCUUUUCUGCUUCAUAGUUUGUAUAAGAGGUCUGAUCAAGCUUGCUUAAAACCUAUCACUGUUCCACUGUAGAAAAUUCAUAUUGCGCCUUACCUAAACCUCUUAAACCGACAGCGCAUCUCACUAAAGACAAUCAGUAACAUUUGUUUUGACUUCUUUUAGCAUGGAUGUAGCUUGUGAAAAGCAAAAACCGUUUCUGUUCAAUGUAACUUAGAAAUUGGUCACUUGGAAAAAAGAGCCAUGCUUUAUGAUGCCAAUGCCUUUACAACUGUUUGUUCUUUUGUGCGAGUUAACUUAAUUAUAUGCAACAACAGAUGUGGCCUUCCUUAAUUUUUGAGCCGAAGCCUAUCAUACCACUCACAAACAAAAAUGCAACUUGAGAUUAGCUUGGUUUGGAUGUGCUGUCACUCAAUUGUAUGUUUCCAUAAAUAAUAUAACACAAACACAGCUUGUUUUCCGUUUGUAGUUGCAACUCUGUUAAAACUGUGACGAAAAAUCCAAAAUUAAUAAAUGAAACUUAUGUGUUACUUCAAGUGUCUUGUUG